This is a messenger RNA of Onychostoma macrolepis, 5729 nucleotides long. It is a transcript of the gene arhgap18, whose product is annotated as Rho GTPase activating protein 18. Gene Ontology annotation, molecular function: GTPase activator activity. NCBI's taxonomy places the organism in Eukaryota, Metazoa, Chordata, Actinopteri, Cypriniformes, Cyprinidae. The record is from RefSeq and is a predicted model, not a curated record. The transcript has 16 exons. Gene Ontology annotation, biological process: regulation of actin filament polymerization; signal transduction; regulation of small GTPase mediated signal transduction. The coding region runs from base 2259 to 4265 and encodes 668 amino acids. Gene Ontology annotation, cellular component: cytoplasm.
UCAAAAUAUAUACUGUAUGUGUGUGUAUUUGUAUAUACAUAAUAAAUAUACACAGUACAAAAAAUAUUAUGUAAACAAUUGCAAUUAAUUGCGAUUAAUCAUUUGACAGCACUAGUUUUAAGUAGUUAGCGGCAGACCGAUAUAUCGGCCAGUCCUUGGCUUUAUUCGUUUGAGCCUAAUUAAACCUACAACCCUUCAGUUCUCAGUCCAGAAGAUCUUUAACCAACAAACUAAACCACCAGAUUUGUGUACUACGUAAUACGGCUUUGUCAGUGGCUGAUGUGCCGUUGUGAUACGCUACACUGCAAAAAAAAAAAAAAAAAAAGGCUUAUCUUAAUAUUUUUUUUGUCUUGUUUCUAGUCAAAUGAUCAAAAACUAAAAAAUCUUAAAUUAAGAUGCAUUUACUAGAUCAGCAAAAUGCCAUAAGACAUUUAGUCCUGUUUCCAGGGGUAAAAAAAAAAUAAAAUUCUAAAUGAAGUGCUUUUUGCUUACAACAAGUAAAAUUAUCUGCCAGUGGGGUAAGUAAAAUAUUCUUAAAACAGUGGCAGAUAAUUUUACUUAUUUUAAGCAAAAUGCACCCCAGAAAUAUCUGAUGUAAUUUUGCUUAUCUAUAAAUGCAUCUUAAUUAAGAGUAUUUAGAUAUUUUGACUAGAAACAAGACAAAAAUACCUCUUUUUGCAGUAUACAACUGAAUUACUGAUAAGAUUUAUGUUAUAUUCCUGAAAUUAAGUUGGUUGAGGAAAACAAAAAUAAAGUUUUUGCUUUCAGUUUUCCCUAAUCCCUGUUCUAGAUUGUACCAUUCUAAGCAAUGUCUGAAGCUUUAUAGUACCAGCACUUCUUGUGUUUAAUGCCUCUUUGUGAUGAAUCACUAGUUGUGUCGCUGUGAUCAAUCGCUGUGUUGUUCCUCAUUUGUAAGUCACUUUAAAUAAAAACGUCUGCUUAAAUGUAUAAAUGUAAAUGAAAUGCACAAAAAUAUUAAAUUAAAAAUCAAUCUAAAUAUUUGAAAAGAAAGGUGGAAAAAAAGGCUUUAAGUUGACACGGCUGUCAGUGGAUAAUCUGCCAGCAUCAGCCCAUAACCACGCCAACAGAUAUGAUUGUCUAAAAUCUACAGACGGCUUUUUCAAUGGAUUUUUUGAAUGUUUUUUUUUUUUUUUUUUUUUAGUAGUGUGAAUACAGGCACAACAGGACACUUAAGCUUUAUUAUCUGUCAUUGUGUAUACUGAGUUAGCUUACUCAAUAUUACAAGUUAAGUGCUAUUAAGAUGUAGGGCUGUGCAGUUAAUCGCAUGCGAUUGUCAUUCAUCUGCGAUAAUGAACACGAUAUUGCGUAGCUUGUCAGUGAUCUACGGCUCUGUGUAUUAAAUGCCGCUCCAUCUGAAAGCAGGUGAUGGAGAUUUACUACUAAUCACGGAGCUGGCAUGUGCAUGACAAUCGCAUGCGAUUAAUUUCACAGCCCUAUUAAGAUGCCUGUUUUACUACAAAACCAAAAUAUGAAGUUCUACAAACUUGAUUAACUUCAACUUUACAGGGUUUACAGUGUUCAUUGACUCAAACUCACCCUGUGAAAAUGUUCGUAGUUUAUGAGCAUUACGGAAAAAACUGUAAAAAUGCUCUGGUUAAAGACUUUUAAUUGGUUAAUGGUAAAUGCCCUCACAAUACAUGGUCAAAAACUCUGAUUAGUUGAAUGGGACAUUUCAUGUAAUUUUACAGUAAACUGUGGAAAAAAACAUAAAUCGACAUCCCUAGAAUUCCCUGUGUGACACUUGAAUGGUUUUUCAUUUAAAUUAUGUUCCUCCCUAGUUUUUUUUUUUCAUAUCUAUUAUGUACAUUAGGGGUUUAUGUUACAUUAUGUUGUUAAAGUAAUGUUUAUUGCAUUAUUUUACUGUCAUGCAUGUUACUAUGAUGGCGUUUAGUGUUUGUGUGAAUGACACGGUGUGCACCUCCCAGUUUGUGGAAAAGCUACUUGAGAUGAGUUUUGAUUCAUCAUGUUGCUCUCUCAUUACCAUCUGUGUUUUGUCAGUUAAUGAACUAUGUAUAUUUUUACUGUAAAUCUAAAUACAAUCCACUAUAAAAUGUUGCUACUGUAUCUUUUACGGUAAAGUUCUGGCGGCCACAGCUGCUGAUUUUGCGGCUGUCACUGCAGCAAUUUGCAUCAUAUUUGAACAGCUUUGAUGACUAAUGAUGCCUCACUGAAAGCCCCACGUCGGUCGGUCGGUGACUAGUUUUAACACAAACUGUCUGAAGGCCUCGUGAAGCGGGAUGCUGGCUGUUAUUUGUGUCCUCAGAUGGAGCGCAGGUGUCUUCCUCGUUCAGCAGCUGCGAGCAGAAGUCCCUCGUGGAUUCUGCCGGCCGGAGCUCAGCGACUCACGCUGCUUGAGGACAAGCCGCAGAACCGGCCAGUAUAAUGUCCAGCGGGGGAAAGCGGCCGGUGCGGCUCUGGGCUCGAGCUCAGGGAAAGCACCGUACCAGCGCUGCAGCUCCCAGGACUCUCUGGACGAGCAGGCCAUGCUGGACUACUUCAAAGAGGUGGAGAUCAUCCAGUGCAGCGGAGACGCAGAGACGCAGGAGGACCUGCAGCUGAAGGUGGCUGAUGGUGUAUUUACAAAAAAAAUUCAAACCAGUGAGGGUGAGCAGGAGGAGGCGUGGCUGAUGGAGGCGGGGCUUGCGACGCUGUUCGACGAGUCGGCUUCAGACGGCGAGGACAGCAUCGUUCUGCUGUCGACUCUGACCCGAACGCAAGCGGCUGCCGUGGAGAGACGCGUGGAGACGCUCAAACAGACGCUACGCAAACGCAACAAACCGUACAGUGUCCCGGAUGUUCGAGAGAUCUUUAAACCAUCACCUGCUUCACAGAGUCAAGAUGAGGCUGGAUCCACAGAAAGAAGUGGGAGCAAUAAACAGGAAGUGGAAGGACUGGGUAAUGGGGUGGGGCCUGAGGCUCCAGGGGGUGGAGCUGACGCUGAGACUGACAUUAACCUGGAGGUGUCGUUCUCCGAGCAAGCACUUAUGUACAAAGACGGGUUAAAGGUUACCCAGCCACAGAAUGAAGCUGAUGACCGGUUACCCGAUUUUAAAGUGUCUCAGGAUAAGACCGGACAGACUAGAGUAGGCGAUCUGUCCGCAGAGGACAUGAAGAAGGUUCGCAGGCUUGUUCUGAUUGAGAUGAGCGCUCUGUUCGACACGUGUGGCAUCGAGGUGAAGGCUCAUAAAGCUCUCAAGGUCAAAGUGAGAGAGUCGGGUUUGUUUGGUGUUUCUCUCUCUACGCUGCUGGAACAAGACCAGCGGAGGAUCCCGGGAACCAAAGUGCCUGUUAUCCUGCAGCAUUUGAUCUCUCAUAUAGAGGAGCAGGGUUUAGACACAGAGGGUGUGCUGCGGAUCCCUGGAGCCGCUACUAGAGUGAAGGCCGUCUGUCAUGAGCUGGAACAUAAGUUUUAUGAAGGCAUGUUCCCGUGGGAGAGUCUCAAACAGCACGACGCGGCCAGUCUCCUGAAGCUGUUCAUCAGGGAGCUUCCCUAUCCUCUGCUGACCGUCGAGUACUUCAACGCCUUCAUCUCCGUGCUGAAGCUGCCCACUAAGAAACAGCAGCUGCAGGCUCUCAAUCUGCUGGUGCUCCUGCUGCCUGAACCCAACAGAGACACUCUCAAGGCUCUGAUGGAGUUCUUCCAAAGAGUGAUCGACCAUAAGGACAGGAAUAAGAUGACGCUGAACAAUGUUGCAGUGGUGAUGGCGCCCAACAUCUUCAUGUGUAAGGGCUUCCGCAGUAAGAUCAGUGAACAGCAGGAGUUCGCUAUGGCCACUGGCACGGCUAACAUCGUCAGGCUGCUCAUCCGCUACCAGAACCUCCUCUGGACGAUUCCCAAGUUCAUCCUGAAUCAGGUGCGCAAACAAAACAUGGAGAACCAGCGGAAGAUGAACAGAGACAGAGCGGUUAAAAAACUACUGAAGAAGAUGGCGUACGACCGCGAGAGAGCCUCUAACAAACAGGAGAGCAGCGCUGAGGCUGAAGGAGGCUUCAUAAGGGUGCAGGCUCCUCAGUUCUCGAUGGUGUCCAUGGCCGUACAGCUGACGGAGGAUUUAAAGGCCUCAGAUGUUCUGAUGCGCUUCCUCAGUCAAGAGAGGUCUCUGUCUGUGAAACGAGAGGAUCUGUGUCUCUAUGAGAUGGGAGGAAACAUCAAGGAGAGAUGUCUGGAUGAAGAGACGUACAUCAAAGCUCUCCUGGAGCUCAACCCCAGUGCAGAGUGGGUCAUCAAGUCCGUCCAGCACUGACCGAGCCGCCCACAACAAGACAUGCCAAUCGCCCCAUCACACCACACGCCUUACAGUCCACCGCAAACAGACCAUUAAAGGGAAGGCAGCAGGAUUCAGAGCCUAACAUGAGCGAUCUGAAUCUAUUUAACAGUCAGCACGUGGUCUGCCACUGCUCAGACCAAACGAACCGCACACCUCCAACACUAUAACCUACACGGAUACGGUUUUCAGGAGAUGCUUGGGUAGCAGUUGUAUGAACAUUCUUUAUAGUAAAAGCCAAAAAAAGCUCAUAGUGUCUGUGGUCAUUUAGUCUGGUUUGGCACAUUUUAAACGCUUGAGAAGAGUUGGUGUUUGAUAGUACAAAAAUCUGAGACUAUUUUACCAGGUUUUCUCAAAAAUCUCAGAAAAAAUCUCCAGGUCAUGUUUCAUCCUAGAAGAAAAAAAGAAUAAACUGUAUUUUGCAAGAAAAUAUAGCUUGUUUUUAAGACUUUUGCAUUGUAACAUUUUCAUCAUGAUUAAACAUUUGCACUCCUAAUUCUUAUUACUUUGACACUCAAAAAAAAAAAACUCAUCUGGAUUUUUUUUCUUUUGUAAAUCAUUCUGUGACUAUAUAUUCAAUAUAUUGUGUUUUUUAUCAUUGCAGUCAGCAGUCUUUUUAUUAAGGUAAUGAGGACCAGGGGAUAUGCUUAAUUAUCAUGAAAAUAAUGUUACAAUGCAAAUAAUGAUCAGUCUGUUUUUAAAAACAAAAGAUAUAUAUGUUGUGUCUGUGUAAUUUAUAUAUAUAUAUAUAUAAAAAAAAAGAACACUUAAUUAACUUGUUAAUUUUUCUUUGGGGGUAAAAUAUGACCCAGACAUGUUCUUUAUAGGUUUUAUCAGAUGCACCCAGCCACAAAUCUCAUUCAUAUAUAGUUUAUAUAUAUUGCACGAAAAUAUUGUCUCAGACAAGUGAAGUACUGAGGAACACCUACAUUUCACACGUUUCUUCCUUAAACAUUUGAUUACAUGUGAGUGAUCUCUUAGUAUUGUAGCAAUCUCUGCUUUAAAUCAGUCACAUGACUUCAGUCUUCACUCACACUGCCAAUAAACGCUCUAUUACUUGUUUAGUCGCUCCCAGGGAUCUUGGAUGUACUUUUUUUCAUGUUGGAGAAAAUAAUGCAAGUCAGAUAAUAUUGUAUAACUGUAAAGGAUUCAUGACUAAAAACUACAGGAAUCAAGUUUCUCAGCUAAACACAGACCUCAUAAAGUACUUCAAUGGAGGGAAACACUUGGCACUUAAACUGACCUUGUCUGUUAUUUACAAUGAUGCAGAUGUCAUUUCAAUGAGUAGUUUUGAGCUGUGAUUUUUAUUUUUUACUGCUACGUCUUUUGCUGAUGUCAUGCUUAUAUUGAGCUUGAAACUGUGAAUAUGGCGAAAAUGACUGUUUUAAUGCUUCUAAAAAUAACCACUAAAUGUUUUUGUAAAUAAAUUUGUAAUUCCUCAUG